AUGGCCCCCAAAACAGUCUGCAUCGUCGGCGCCGGACCCUCGGGUCUCGUAGCCGCCAAGACCCUUCUCCAUCACGCCUCCGGCUCCGGCCCCGGCUUCUCUGUCACUGUGUAUGACGCCCAACCCAGGAUCGGUGGCCUCUGGCCCGUCGAGAAGUCGGAUGGCGCUGGUCUCGUGCACCCACUCAUGAUCCUCAACCAGAGCAGAAACACUGUGCAGUUCAGCGAUCUGGCCUGGGACAGCAAUGCGCCGCAGCUCCCGAGGGCUUGGCAGGUGGGGAGGUAUCUGCAGAAGUACUUGAGAAAGUACUGCGCCUUCGAGGAGGAUAGAUUCCGCUUGAGGCUUGGCUGGAGGGUAGAGAAGACUCUGCCUGUUGAUGACCAGUCUGGGAGGAGAUGGCGGGUGACGGCAAAAUCGGAGGAAGGAGUCGUGGACGAGGGCGAGUACGACUACUUGCUCAUCGCUUCCGGCUUCUUUGGGAAACCAGCUUUGCCCGAAGUUCCAGGUUUGAAGGAUUCUCACGGAAUCCCAGUGGUGCACAGUAGUCAGUAUCGUGACCUGGAAACCUUGCUGCCGAAUGCGGCUGGGAACGGCGGCAAGAUACUCAUCGUUGGUGGGCAAAUGUCGGGUGUGGAGAUCGCUGGGACCAUCGCCUCUCAUCUCUCCUUUGCCGCCAACUCGCCUGGUCCAAACAGGCUACCUGGCGUAGAGAAAUGCAAGAUACACCACGUCAUUCAACGACCGACGUGGGUGUUUCCGCUGUUCACUUCUCCCGUCGCUGGCAGUCCUGCAGCCCCAUUCCUACCACUCGACCUGCCAUCCUACAACUUGGCCAACCGGCCACAACCACUCACCAACUCACAGGGCCAUAUCAGCGUGGAAGCGGCUCAAAUAGUCAACGGGAUCUAUAAGAACGUUCUUGGAACCGAUCAGUCGGAAUUCUCACCGCUCCUCGCCCCAAGAGAUGAAGACCUCAACAAGCCGCCCUAUCUCACUGUCAGCGACUGGUACAUGGACUUUGUGCGCUCAGGUCUGAUUGAGCUUUCUCAAGGCAAGCUUUCUUCAGUCUCUGGGUCUAGCGCUACUGUCUCCUCCGCCUCCUCGGCCAGCGAGUCCACAAGCGUGACCGAUAUUGCCGCUAUCGUCCUGGCCACAGGCUUCGAAGCCGCCCCCUCAAUCUCCUUCCUCCCAACUGAGAUCCAACAGACCCUUGCAGUCGAUCCCUCCAACCUCGACAACACCGUCCUCCUUGCCUUCCAUGGAACCCACCACCCCAACGUCCCGAACCUGGGCUUCGUCGGCUUCUACCGCAGCCCAUACUGGGGCGUGAUGGAGAUGCAAGCGCGCUUCCUCACCGAGCUAUGGGCCCAGCAGCAACAACCAGGCGGGCAGCUGAGCCCCUCAAUGCAGCACGCCCUCGCUACCGACACGUCCAUCCCCCGCUUCGCCGCCCUCCGCACCGACACCCGCGUGUCGCAGUUCCCGAUGGGCGACUACGCCUUCCUCAUGCAGGAGUUCGCCUCAGCGCUGGACCUAGGCAUUUUCAUGACGGUGGGCGAGACGCCGCCGCUGCCGCCCACGGGCCUGCCGAUGGACAUCCUCACGCCGGCGCGGUACGCGUCCAAGGGCCUGACGGCCGCGCAGCACGCCGAGCUGGACCGCAGCCUGCGCCAGACUAACGAGACGGCGGUCGCGGGGCUGACGCGCGGCAGAUUCGUCGCGCGCGCCGUGUUCCGUUCGCUCCUGGGCGAGUGGCAGCUCGAGCGCGACCUUGUCUCCAAGCUGCCUAGCCACCCCAGCGGCCACUGGAGCGGCACGGCGAGGUUCCUCCUUCGGCAGGGCACCACGGACGGGAAUAGAUGUGCUACCAAUGGGGUUACCAAUGGGAAGUCGGCUGAUCAUGAUGACGAAGAUGAUCAUUCCGAUGAUCCGGGCUUGGAGUAUCUGUACAUCGAAGAGGGCAACUUCACCGCCACCAACGGGAUGACUUUCCGCGCGACUAGGAGGUACAUCUGGCGAUACGACGAGAAGACAGACAAGCUGAGCGUGUGGUUUGCGCGCACAGGAGACAAGUUCGCCAGAAACGAUCCGCAGCGAGAGGAAGAGCAGAUGAGGGCGGACUACCUGUUCCACGAGAUCGAGUUCAUCGUCCCCGAGGGCCAUGAGCAGGGCGACUAUAGCAGCGAGAAGGGCUGGCAGGCGAAAUCAGACCAUCUUUGUAUCGACGACUUUUACGACGUCAAGUACGAGUUCUCGUUCAACGCUGUCAAUCUGAAGGAGUGGAAGCUUGGAUACACGGUCAAUGGGCCGCAGAAAGAUUAUACCAUCGAUGGGACGUAUAGACGUAAAUCUGCAAGUUGA
Molecule: messenger RNA, 2361 nt
Organism: Diaporthe amygdali
Lineage: Eukaryota; Fungi; Ascomycota; Sordariomycetes; Diaporthales; Diaporthaceae
Exons: 1
Coding region: 1-2361 (786 amino acids)
Molecular function (GO): NADP binding; flavin adenine dinucleotide binding; N,N-dimethylaniline monooxygenase activity
Source: RefSeq, a predicted model, not a curated record